Molecule: messenger RNA, 2239 nt
Organism: Punctularia strigosozonata HHB-11173 SS5
Lineage: Eukaryota; Fungi; Basidiomycota; Agaricomycetes; Corticiales; Punctulariaceae
Product: kinase-like protein
Exons: 5
Coding region: 54-1925 (623 amino acids)
Biological process (GO): protein phosphorylation; spliceosomal complex assembly; regulation of mRNA processing
Molecular function (GO): ATP binding; protein kinase activity
Source: RefSeq, a predicted model, not a curated record
CUCGUUUGCCCGCCCUUCACACUCCUCGGUCCCGCGAGACAUUCCCCAGGUGAAUGGCAUCAAAACAGAUUGCCACCACUCAGCAGCAGUGCUCCAAGUACAAGUACGUCGUCACCCCCACCGGGCCCAAGAUCCUCCCCGUCCCCGAACCUUCGUCGAAGGACGAAGAGUCCCCCGCAGAAUACAACUCGGGAGGUUACUUACCCAUCAAGGUAAAGGAUACUUUUAAGGACGGACGCUACCAUGUCCUGCGCAAACUAGGUUGGGGCCACUUUUCCACCGUGUGGCUCGUCAAGGACACGCGCGAAAACCGCCACUCAGCCCUCAAGGUCGUCAAGUCCGCCGGCCGCUACGCCGAAACCGCCCGAGAUGAGAUCAAGCUCCUCCGCCGCGUCGCCGCCGGACCAACGUCCCAUCCAGGCCGCGAGCACGUCGUCGCCUUCUUCGACGCUUUCCAGCAUGUUGGUCCGACCGACACGCAUGUAUGCAUCGUUUGUGAACCGCUAGGCGAGAACCUGUUGAGCUUGUUGGAACGCAAUAAGAAGAAGGGCGUUCCGAUCAAUCUCGUGAAGGUCAUAGCCAAGCAAGUGCUGCUCGGCUUGCAAUAUCUUCACGAUGAAUGCGACCUAGUACAUACGGAUAUCAAGCCGGAGAAUAUCAUGAUUUCCAUUCCGGAUGUUGAAUCGCACAUCCAAGCGGAGCUUUCCAUGUCGCCGUCCCCGACUUCGCGGCGCGUCGGUGUGCCCUUGCCGACCAAGACCCGAUCUGGUGUGCGGAUUGCCCGUCCCGCCAACCAGGCACGCGACGGCCAUUUAGCCCGGCAGGUCGAGAUAUUCGACUCGCAGCCGCUUUCUUCGCCCUCCACCUCCGCCGGCUCCUCGCCGCACGUUCGCAGAGGCCUGCAGAUGUCCAGCCUGAGUCAGAGUCAUACCGCGGGCACCAGCACCGCGAAGGCCAACUCGCACUCGGCCCCCAGCUCGGUGAGCACGACGCCGGCGUCGAUCGAAAGCGUUCUGGUAUCAGCCUCGGUGGCCGCUUCGAGCACGCCACCGACGUCGCUGGGGAGCGAGAUGUCCAAGCUAGCGUUGUCCUCUACCAGCCCAGAGUCCGUUCGCCCGACAUCCGGCUCUGAGGCGUCUGUUUCUCCCGUUGAAUCUGCGACCGCCAUACAGCCACACUGCAGCGAAGCGCUCGCGAAACCUUCGGGGCCUUCGCUGCUAUCUCAAACCGCCCCUUCACGCGAGCACCAGUUAGAAAGCGAUACCCUAGCCGCUCCCACGCCCUCUGUCGCCACAUCCACCACCAUCACCCCAGUUGGCACCACCGCACCCACUCCCGUGCCAGCGUGCGAACCGACCCCCGAAGAGACCCUCCCGCUACCUCCAAUUCCGCCAAUAUCCGUCAAGAUCGCCGACCUCGGCAACGCCACGCCUACCAAGAAACACUACACGGAGGACAUUCAGACCCGCCAAUACCGCUCGCCCGAAGCGAUCGUCGGUCGUUCCGACUGGGGCCCGAACGCGGACAUCUGGUCGCUCGCCUGCGUCAUCUUCGAGCUCCUCACCGCCGAGUUCCUGUUCGACCCCCAGGGCCAGGGCGAGCUAUUCACCAAGGACGACGACCACAUGGCGCAGAUCAUCGAGCUCCUUGGCGACUUUGAGCUCGAAGCCAAGAUGCACGGGCGAUACAGCCGCGAGAUCUUCGACAGCACUGGCUCGCUGCGCUACAUUAAGACACUCAAGGUGUGGCCGCUCGACCGCGUGAUGGUCGAGAAAUACCUCUUCAAGGAGGAGGACGCGCAGGCGUUCUGCGCCUUUAUGCUCCCCAUGCUGCAGCCCAACCACAAGAAGCGGGCGCAGGCUAGGGACAUGAUCGACCACCCGUGGUUGGACGUGAGCAACGUCACAUUCGAUGAGCCGUGGUGAACACACAAUCAUGCUACGCUGAAUGCCGAACAAACAAACAAAGAAAUCAGCUCAACGCGCAACCUACCUCCAUAUAAUUUAUUGGGUCCUCUGCGCGCCGCUUUCCUGGUCUCAAGCCACCCAACGACGAACGACACAUUCCGGCCCACGACACGUACCCUAACCUGUACAGGUAAUCCGUAUCUUAUUCGCUCCGCCAUUAGAGCAGCUCCCGGGUGGUGCCGCGGCGGAAUAGAGACGCCGUGCACCCCGCCUCCAAUUGUUUCCAUAACGCCGCUUUAUUAUUUGCCCCCCAUUCCCCAUUUCCCCUCCCC